Pyrenophora tritici-repentis Pt-1C-BFP is the source of this 873-nucleotide messenger RNA. RefSeq lists its product as uncharacterized. The record is from RefSeq and is a predicted model, not a curated record. Lineage: Eukaryota; Fungi; Ascomycota; Dothideomycetes; Pleosporales; Pleosporaceae.
AUGGCGACACCAGCCUCUAUCGCAGACCGCCCCAAGCGAGAGCUCAAGGUGCUCUCACUAGGAAUGACACGUACUGGGUCGGCUUCAAUAACUCAAGCUCUCGAAAUAUUGGGAUAUCAAGGCGUGCACCACGGUAUAAAAGGUCUCAGCUCGCCGCUCGAGUGGGAGCUCUUCAGCAAGGCCUGCGAUGCCUUCUUUCCUGUGCUCCCAACCUACACGGGCGAGCCCUUCACACGCGCCGACUUCGACGCAGUCUUCGGUCCUUAUGAGGCCGUCACCGAUAUGGGCUCUUUCUUCGCGAAACAGUUGAUAAACGCAUACCCCGAGGCGAAGAUUAUCUUGGUGGAGCGCGACGUGGAUGAGUGGUACGAGAGCAUGGAGGAGGCCAUCUUUAGCACAACGUGGGGACUGCGUGCAGAUCUCGUGAUCGAUGUGCUGGGGCCGCUUUACGGGCUCACUGGCGGGAAGACGAUUCGCAAGAUCAUGCUGGGUUAUUACGGCGUGCGGAACGUGAACGAGAUGCGGCGGGUUGCCAAGGAUCGGUACAGGCAACACUAUGCUGAGAUUCGGGCGGCGGUGCCAGAGGAGCGCUUGCUCAACUUUCACUUGGAGGAUGGCUGGAAGCCUUUAUGUGAGUUUCUAGGUAAAGAAGUACCUGAAGUACCGUUUCCUGUCAAGAAUAAGAGGGGGGAGCACCUGCAGCGGGUGAGGCAGAAGCAGAAUAUGUUCUUCAAGCAUGUUGCAGGGAAUUUUGCCAAGAAAUCGAUACCUUACGCCCUGGGUGCUGGAAUCGUGGGCUUGGCUAUAUGGAGAAGCAAAUCCCGUUCGCAAUGGGCCGCGACGUUGAGCAUUCUCAGGCAGACGUUGGCAUAG